Oldenlandia corymbosa var. corymbosa is the source of this 1376-nucleotide messenger RNA. The record is from the annotation of a GenBank genome assembly. NCBI's taxonomy places the organism in Eukaryota, Viridiplantae, Streptophyta, Magnoliopsida, Gentianales, Rubiaceae.
AAAGGUUAUAUGACCGCCUAAGUGGAGCCACGUAGAAGCUCACCACCUAGAAAAGCAACCGGCCACUUAACAAAGUCACCAUCAUCAUCAUAAAACUCGGUCGUUUUUGCGAAGAAGAAACGAAAAAGUCCCAACUUUUCUUUUCCUUCUCAGAAAUAGGCGAAUUCUUUCGUACAUCCGGCGUUCUCUCCGGCCACUUGUUUCUACUUCACGAACCGUAGUCCCGGCGGCGCAAUCGGAUCAGCUGGAGAAUUGAGGUUGGGAUUCACAUAGUUGAAUUUUACAAGAGAUCAAUUUUGAACCGGUAGAAGAUUUUUGUGUGAAGAUGAGUGAGGCUUUCGAAAGAUACGAACGACAGUACUGCGAGCUUUCCUCGAAUUUAUUGAAGAAAUGCACCUCUGCUAGUCUUCUUGAUGGAGAGAGAAGGAAACAAUCAGUAUCUGAAAUAAAAGCAGGAGUUGAUGAUGCGGAAUCUAUGAUCCGCAAAAUGGAUCUUGAGGCCCGAAGUUUACCGCCAAAUGUUAAAGCAGUUCUACUUGCCAAGUUAAGAGAAUACAAAUCUGACCUGAAUAAUGUGAAAAAUCAAGUCAAAAGAAUCAGUUCAACUAACCUUAAUCUGGCUGCACGAGAUGACUUGCUGGAGUCAGGAAUGGCUGAUACAUUGACGGUGUCAGCAGAUCAGAGAGAAAGAUUAUUAUUCUCUACCGAAAAAUUGGAUAAAUCUAGUCAGAGGAUUAGAGAAAGUAGAAAAACCAUGAUUGAGACUGAGGAUCUUGGUGUUUCACUACUCGAUGAGCUGCAUAAACAGCGACAAUCUCUUUUACAUGCUCAUGACACGCUUCAUGGUGUCGAUGACAAUUUAAGCCGGAGCAAAAAGAUCUUGACCAACAUUUCCAGGAGGAUGAGCCGAAACAAAUACAUCAUUGGAAGUAUAGUGACAGUUCUUGUUCUGGCUAUCAUCUUGAUCUUGUACUUCAAACUAUCCAGAUAAGCUCGAUGCUGAAUGUGUGUUGUUGAGUGAAAGUUUACAGUGUGCUUGGUUUUGUAAUCCAGACUACCACGGUUGUUUUUUAUUGGAUUGAAGCAACUUGACCCACCCAAGUGAAGAUUGUAAUUCAUGUUGGCUUUUGUGUAACAGUAGUCUUGCAUUUGUUACAAAUUCACAGCAGCGUCCGGCGAUGAUUGAAUGUUUUAGCUGAUAAGAGUCCAUUUGAACGAGAUCCAAUUGAAGCUUGGUUAGUAAGGCUAUUGUGCAUCUUUUGAGUUCUGACGAUAUUGAACUAUUCAUGUUUGUUUAUAGGAAGCCAACAUUCAUAAUGGCAUACGUAGAAAUCUUACAUUAUUAGUUCGGCCAACUUGAAGGUGGUACCCUUCUC